AUGGAUCCGCAUCUUCUGAUCGUUCUCCUCUGCCUUGGAUUACUUCUGCUUGCAGCGAGGGCAGCCCGGCGCAUUCUAUAUCGAGCCUGUGUGCCGAGAAGCCCUGCUCUUCGAAGGACAUCCUGGCGAGAUCUUUGCCUUCUUCGAUCAGAUCGGCUUUCGGACUGGCCAGUAUUGGAAGCAGCUUUUGAGAUUUCCCGGCUGGAAUGGUUGGCCAUCCACGGAGCUCCGCCCAUUGCACAGCGUCCCGAAGUUCGAUGUGCAACCAGAGUACCACCCGUGCUGGUGGAUCACUCGCAACUCUGCCUUCAGGAUCUUGCCGAUGUGGAAAGGCAGAAUGUGAUGUGGCAAAGCUUCUCCUUCUUCAAUGCAUUGUUCUUCCACGGGCAGCUGCAGGUCGAUGACAUUCGCUUUCGUGCUUCAGUGCCAGGAUCGCUGGAUGCCGCAGAAGGGGCUGAGGCCGCCGUGCGCUGUGAGUUUUCCGGUGAUUUCACAUCAGCAAUGUUGUGGAUCGAAUUCGUAUGGCCAUGCUGCAAGUCGUGGACCCUUAUGAGGACGGUAUCAGUGCUGCUGCAUGAGAUGGUACACGUGUGGCACGACUCAAGCUGGACAAGGUUUUGUGCCCAACUCGGAAGCAUUGACAUGUUGUUGUUCACUCAUGCGGUCAGCGUUAGUUUCGACCCCGCAUGCUUCGUCAUUGCUCGUCAUGGUAUGCUCGUGGAUCCGACUCAUAGUGAGGUCACGAAUCUGUACUUGGAGCGAAUCAAGCUGUACUUGCUGAAUGCGGCGAAUGGCAUUGUCUUCCUCGCAGCGAUGUUGCAGCAAUACGAUGUCUUUCGGGGCCAGCACUAUUCGGUUCUCGAAUCUUCCAAAGAUCAGGAACUCAUCGAAGGCAUCAGUGCUGGUAACAUGUUGAAGUUCUACAGGAUGCUGAUAAAAGAUGUUGCGAAGGAAAUGUUGAAAGCGGUGAUCUGUAAUAAUCUUGUUGGGGACGAUAACCAAGCGAUUGUCAACGUAUAUGGUACAGAAGAGAAGUGGCUUGUUGGAAUCAAAGAAAUUCUGUAG
Symbiodinium necroappetens is the source of this 1065-nucleotide messenger RNA. NCBI's taxonomy places the organism in Eukaryota, Dinophyceae, Suessiales, Symbiodiniaceae. The record is from the annotation of a GenBank genome assembly.